AUGGCCGACCCGGAGUCCGAGAUGCUGGACAAGGUCGCCUACGUGCUCCACUCCCUCGUGGGCUCCGCGAGGGCCGCGCUGCCGCUGUCGAGGAUGGCGGCAUCUAGGGUUUUGUUCCGGCUGCUGAUAAUGCAUAGAUGGCUUCUUGUGGUGGGUUUGUCUUCUCCAUUUGGUAUGCUGGCCUGCGAUGUGAGCGGUAUAUAUAAUUUGUUCAGUCCAACAGGGCUUUAUCUCGGCUUCUACGAAAACAGCCUACUGUUUGGUAUCCAUGGGUUACACGUGUUUCUGAUCUGGGCCUCUGGGCUGCGAUUGUGGGUCCGUAUAUGGGCUCACAUCGCUAGUCACAAUUCCCCAUCCGAUGGCCGCGGCCGCCCCAGCUCGCCGGCGCCCCCGCCGGGCAACGACGACCUCCUCUCCGAGAUCCUCCUCCGCCUCCCCCCGGCGCCGUCCUCCCUACCCCGCGCCUCCCUCGUCUGCAAGCACUGGCGCCGCCUCGUCACGAACCCCGCCUUCCUCCGCCGCUUCCGCGCCCGCCACCGCCGCGGCGCUCCCCUCCUCGGUUUCUUCGCCGAAGGGCUGCGGGGGCACCUGUUCACGUCUACUCUGGAGCCUCCGAACCGCGUCCCGAGGGGCUGCUUCUCCUUGCAGCUCGACGACGUCUACGAAUGGCGAAUCCUCAGCUGCCGCCAUGGGCUCGUCCUCCUCCACCACUGGGAGCAGCUCCAGGUCCUGGUUUGGGACCCCGUCACCGGUUACCAGCGCCGUAUUGCCGUUCCCCCGGGCUUCCGCACCAGUGAGUGGACGAUAAUCAACAACGGGGUCGUGUUUCGUGCUGCCGGCGAUGUCCACGGAGGUAACCAAUCGAGCACCUUCCAGGUGGUCUUGUUAGGCAGCAACCAAGAAUUUACACGAGCUUUCGCCUGUGUUUGCUCAUCGGAGAAUGGCGAAUGGCGCGAUCCCAUCUCUAUAGCUUGUCCAGGAACGUGUGUUACUUACAUCCCCGGUACUUUUCUUGGAAGCUCCCUUACUGGUAUCUUGUUGGGGAUUCAACUGCUAUCCUUGAGUUCGAUCUGGACAGGCAGCGCCUAGCAGUGAUAGAUAUGCCAUUUAAGGUGUCAACUGAUGUCUGGGUGAUACCCGCGGAUGGUGGUGUGCUUGGAUUUCUCUAUCUGUCAAAGUACAAUGUCUACUUAUGGAAGAGGGAGACAGAUGGUGAUGGUGUUGCAGGGUGGGUGCUUGGGAAAACUAUCCAGCUCGACAAUCUUCUUCCCCUCAGUUCAACUGAAGCAUGGUACCCUAAGAUAUCUGGGUUCGCUGAGGAUGACAAAGUGUUGCUUAUAGGGACAGAUGAUCGCAUCUUCACCAUCCAGCUGGAGUCAAUGAAGUUUGUGCAGUUCAAGAUCUGUUUUGCAACACUUAACUUCAGCAUCUUCCAUCCAUUCUCAAGUGUAUAUACUGCAGGUAACGGCAUUGUAAUGGCAUUCUACAUUGCAGAUGUAGCAACAUAAGUUAUUUUCAUACUUCUUGUUGGAAUGCUUUU
This is a messenger RNA of Panicum virgatum (switchgrass), 1540 nucleotides long. RefSeq lists its product as uncharacterized. Gene Ontology annotation, molecular function: protein binding. NCBI's taxonomy places the organism in Eukaryota, Viridiplantae, Streptophyta, Magnoliopsida, Poales, Poaceae. The transcript has 3 exons. The record is from RefSeq and is a predicted model, not a curated record. The coding region runs from base 1 to 1089 and encodes 362 amino acids.